AUGUCCGGGCAGGCGACGCUGCUGAAGCCGCAGGAGAUCAGCAAUACACUCUGGGCCUAUGGCAAGCAGAACAUUCCACACGAAGAGCUGUUCAAGGCCCUUGGCUGGUCAGCAUUCGAGUUGGUGUGGCAGUGCCGAUUCAAGCCUCAGGAGCUGGCGACUUCGCUUGAAGCAUUUGCAAGAGUCGGUAUCUCGCAUCCAAAUCUUUUUACCAAUGCCGUGAACGUGGUGAUCCGGAGGUACAGUCAGACAGAGUGUGAAAAUGGCUCAGAGCUGGCAGCAAAGCUUUUAACUGUGGUUGCCUGCCGGCCAGAAAGCUACCAGCCUCAGGCUGCGGCAUGCAGCAGCACUCCAUCGCGACCAACUGGGUCAACCGAUAUCCUGGACGAGUCGGAGUCUGGCGCGUCAGAUGAGGAUGAUGCGUUCAAGCACUGGGCAGACGUAUCGACAGAGUUUAGCAGCAGGAUAAACCAUCUGAUUCUUCACACCUAUGGCGACGUCAAGACGUCCUACCAGCUGAGUGGGAAGAAGCUGGGAGAACUGCAUCAAGCAACUCAGGGCAAAAGCCUGGAGACUGGGAACCGCUACGCCAUGAAGAAGGUGUCCAAGGCCAAAGCAAAGAUGAGGAGAGUGCAGGUCCGCAGCGAGAUUGAUGUCAUGAAGCUGACAGACCAUCCGAAUGUGGUAGCUUUGCACGAAACCUUCGAAGACAAGGGGCACAUCUACUUGGUCUUGGAGCUUUGCGCGGGAGGCGACCUGGGGAUGCACAUGCAACGCCAGGGCCGGCCCUACAGCGAACACCAGGCGGCAAUCUUGAUGGAGCAGAUUCUGAAAUCCGUGUCCUACCUGCACGACUGCAAAGGCAUUUGCCAUCGGGACCUGAAGCUGCCGAACUUCCUCUUCCUCCGAGAGGCGCCGGUGGAGAGCAACGUGCUGAAGCUGGCGGACUUCGGUCUGGCCUGCAGCUUUCAGCCGGGACAGGUGCUCAGCAGUAAGGUGGGCACUGUCCUCUACUGCUCACCCCAGGUUCUGGGAGGUGUGUAUGACCGUUCGGCGGAUUUGUGGAGCUGCGGGGUCAUCAUGUAUAUGCUCCUCGGCGAAGAUCCACCCUUCCCCGGCAAGAAUGAUGCGGAGGUGGCACAGCGUGUCCGAAAGGGCAACUACGCUUUUAGUGACACGAUCUGGUCAUCUGUGCGGCAGGCGCGCUAUGUGGUUUCGCGGGCGCGCCGAGUGACUUCAAUGCG
This is a messenger RNA of Effrenium voratum, 1244 nucleotides long. NCBI's taxonomy places the organism in Eukaryota, Dinophyceae, Suessiales, Symbiodiniaceae. The record is from the annotation of a GenBank genome assembly.